AUGCCCUCACCCCCACCACCCACAGAGGCUUCCCACGCCCUCAACCCCACCACCCACAGAGGCUUCCCACGCACUCACCCCCACCACCCACAGAGGCUUCCCACGCACUCACCCCCACCACCCACAGAGGCUUCCCACGCCCUCACCCCCACCACCCACAGAGGCUUCCCACGCCCUCGCCCCCACCACCCACAGAGGCUUCCCACGCCCUCGCCCCCACCACCCACAGAGGCUUCCCACCCCCUCGCCCGCACCACCGACGGUGGCUUCCCACCCCCUCGCCCGCACCACCGACGGUGGCUUCCCACCCCCUCGCCCGCACCACCGACGGUGGCUUUCCUCCCCCUCGCCCGCACCACCGACGGUAGCUUUCCUCCCCCUCGCCCGCACCACCCACGGUGGCUUUCCUCCCCCUCGCCCGCACCACCCACGGUGGCUUUCCUCCCCCUCGCCCGCACCACCCACGGUGGCUUUCCUCCCCCUCGCCCGCACCACCCACGGUGGCUUUCCUCCCCCUCGCCCGCACCACCCACGGUGGCUUUCCUCCCCCUCGCCCGCACCACCCACGGUGGCUUUCCUCCCCCUCGCCCGCACCACCCACGGUGGCUUUCCUCCCCCUCGCCCGCACCACCCACGGUGGCUUUCCUCCCCCUCGCCCGCACCACCCACGGUGGCUUUCCUCCCCCUCGCCCGCACCACCCACGGUGGCUUUCCUCCCCCUCGCCCGCACCACCCCCGGCGGCUUUCCUCCCCCUCGCCCGCACCACCCCCGGCGGCUUUCCUCCCCCUCGCCCGCACCACCCCCGGCGGCAUUCCUCCCCCUCCCCCGCACCACCCCCGGCGGCAUUCCUCCCCCUCGCCCGCACCACCCCCGGCGGCAUUCCUCCCCCUCGCCCGCACCACCCACGGCGGCAUUCCUCCCCCUCGCCCGCACCACCCACGGCGGCAUUCCUCCCCCUCGCCCGCACCACCCACGGCGGCAUUCCUCCCCCUCGCCCGACCCACCCACGGCGGCAUUCCUCCCCCUCGCCCGACCCACCCACGGUGGCAUUCCUCCCCCUCGCCCGACCCACCCACGGUGGCAUUCCUCCCCCUCGCCCGACCCACCCACGGUGGCAUUCCUCCCCCUCGCCCGACCCACCCACGGUGGCUUUCCUCCCCCUCGCCCGACCCACCCACGGUGGCUUUCCUCCCCCUCGCCCCACCAUCCACGGUGGCUUUCCUCCCCCUCGCCCCACCAUCCACGGUGGCUUUCCUCCCCCUCGCCCCACCAUCCACGGUGGCUUUCCUCCCCCUCGCCCCACCAUCCACGGUGGCUUUCCUCCCCCUCGCCCCACCAUCCACGGUGGCUUUCCUCCCCCUCGCCCCACCGUCCACGGUGGCUUUCCUCCCCCUCGCCCCACCAUCCACGGUGGCUUUCCUCCCCCUCGCCCCACCAUCCACGGUGGCUUUCCUCCCCCUCGCCCCACCAUCCACGGUGGCUUUCCUCCCCCUCGCCCCACCAUCCACGGUGGCUUUCCUCCCCCUCGCCCCACCAUCCACGGUGGCUUUCCUCCCCCUCGCCCCACCAUCCACGGUGGCUUUCCUCCCCCUCGCCCCACCAUCCACGGUGGCUUUCCUCCCCCUCGCCCCCUCCGCCACCGGUGGCUUUCCUCCCCCUCGCCCCCUCCGCCACCGGUGGCUUUCCUCCCCCUCGCCCCCUCCGCCACCGGUGGCUUUCCUCCCCCUCGCCCCUCCGCCACCGGUGGCUUUCCUCCCCCUCGCCCCCUCCACCACCGGUGGCUUUCCUCCCCCUCGCCCCCUCCACCACCGGUGGCUUUCCUCCCCCUCGCCCGCUCCUCCCACGGAGGCUUCCAUCACCCCCACGGAGGCUUCCCUCCCCCCCCACGGAGGCUUCCCUCCCCCACGCCCCCACCACCCACAGAGGCUUCCCACGCCCUCACCCCCACCACCCACAGAGGCUUCCCACGCCCUCACCCCCACCACCCACAGAGGCUUCCCAGGCCCUCACCCCCACCACCCACAGAGGCUUCCCACGCCCUCACCCCCACCACCCACAGAGGCUUCCCACGCCCUCACCCCCACCACCCACAGAGGCUUCCCACGCCCUCACCCCCACCACCCACAGAGGCUUCCCACGCCCUCACCCCCACCACCCACAGAGGCUUCCCACGCCCUCACCCCCACCACCCACAGAGGCUUCCCACGCCCUCACCCCCACCACCCACAGAGGCUUCCCACGCCCUCACCCCCACCACCCACAGAGGCUUCCCACGCCCUCACCCCCACCACCCACAGAGGCUUCCCACGCCCUCACCCCCACCACCCACAGAGGCUUCCCACGCCCUCACCCCCACCACCCACAGAGGCUUCCCACGCCCUCACCCCCACCACCCACAGAGGCUUCCCACGCCCUCACCCCCACCACCCACAGAGGCUUCCCACGCCCUCACCCCCACCACCCAUAGAGGCUUCCCACACCCUAACCCCCACCACCCACAGAGGCUUCCCACGCCCUCACCCCCACCACCCACAGAGGCUUCCCACACCCUAACCCCCACCACCCACAGAGGCUUCCCACGCCCUCACCCCCACCACCCACAGAGGCUUCCCACGCCCUCACCCCCACCACCCACAGAGGCUUCCCACGCCCUCACCCCCACCACCCACAGAGGCUUCCCACACCCUCACCCCCACCACCCACAGAGGUUACCCUCCCCCUCAACCGCACCUCCCACAGAGGCUUCCCACCCCCUUACCCGCACCACCGACGGUGGCUUUCCUCCCCCUCGCCCGCACCACCCACUGUGGCUUUCCUCCCCCUCGCCCGCACCACCCACUGUGGCUUUCCUCCCCCUCGCCCGCACCACCCACGGUGGCUUUCCUCCCCCUCGCCCGCACCACCCACGGUGGCUUUCCUCCCCCUCGCCCCACCAUCCACGGUGA
Messenger RNA from Schistocerca piceifrons (Central American locust), 2946 nucleotides. Its product is annotated as basic proline-rich protein-like. The transcript has a single exon. NCBI's taxonomy places the organism in Eukaryota, Metazoa, Arthropoda, Insecta, Orthoptera, Acrididae. The record is from RefSeq and is a predicted model, not a curated record. The coding region runs from base 1 to 2946 and encodes 981 amino acids.